AUGUUCUCGCAAUCAGCUCGUCGGUUAACACCGGCUGUGAUGUCUUUUCAAUCUGCUCGAGCUCCCAUGAGCCGACGCACCUUCACCUCCACGCAAGCCAUAUUCAACUCAUCACAGAAGCCAAGUGCAUACAAGGAAGGGAUGAAUCAAUAUCGAACCUUUACUGGCCCCUUCGCCAAGGUCUUCUUGGGGGGGCGUCUUCGUCUAUCAAGUCCUUUAUUGGACCUGGUUGAAGUUGGAGAUGGAUGA
Messenger RNA from Penicillium verrucosum, 249 nucleotides. RefSeq lists its product as uncharacterized. The record is from RefSeq and is a predicted model, not a curated record. Bases 1 to 249 code for a protein of 82 amino acids. The transcript has 2 exons. NCBI's taxonomy places the organism in Eukaryota, Fungi, Ascomycota, Eurotiomycetes, Eurotiales, Aspergillaceae.